AUGCUGUGGAGGCAGGUCAUGUGUGUCACUCCAGGCUUCCAGCAGAGGGGACCCAAGCAGCCCGAUAGUUGGUUUCUUGCUCACAUUGAGUCCAGUGGGCUGCUCCAGUGGCAAGCAUGGGCAUAUCACAGCCUCAUGGUGCCUCUCAUUGUGAUAAGCAUGUUCUGGGGCUUCCUCAGCUUCUUGGUUCCCUGGUUCAUCCCUAAGAGUCUUAGCAGAGUAGUUAUCAUCACCAUAUUGGUGACCUGUUCGGUUUGCUGCUCUUCCACUGCACCCAGCUACUGCUAUCUCUUUUGGCUAAUUGCAAUUCUUUUUCAUUUCUGUCCUCUCUUUGGACCACAGUUGAAAAAUGAAACCAGCUGGUAUCUGAAGCAUCAUUGGCCUUGA
Symphalangus syndactylus (siamang) is the source of this 387-nucleotide messenger RNA. Its product is annotated as V-type proton ATPase subunit e 1-like. NCBI's taxonomy places the organism in Eukaryota, Metazoa, Chordata, Mammalia, Primates, Hylobatidae. Gene Ontology annotation, cellular component: proton-transporting V-type ATPase, V0 domain. Gene Ontology annotation, molecular function: proton-transporting ATPase activity, rotational mechanism. The record is from RefSeq and is a predicted model, not a curated record. Gene Ontology annotation, biological process: proton transmembrane transport.